Drepanopeziza brunnea f. sp. 'multigermtubi' MB_m1 is the source of this 1191-nucleotide messenger RNA. NCBI's taxonomy places the organism in Eukaryota, Fungi, Ascomycota, Leotiomycetes, Helotiales, Drepanopezizaceae. The record is from RefSeq and is a predicted model, not a curated record.
AUGACGGGGGAUAAUACGGGACGAGGCCUUAAGUUUGCUACCCUUAUUAGCCUCAAGGAACACUUGCUGUCCAAAGGCACCGAAAACCUUACGGACGACGAGGAUAAUACGCCUCAACCACCUCCACCACCCUUACGAAGUCCAAAAGGAAAGGAGAGGAAAGAAGGGGAAGAGAUUCGAAGGUUACGCGAGGAGUUUGCGAAAGAGAAAAGGGAUAUAGAGCAAAAUAUAAAGAUUUCCGUGCCCAACCUAAGCAACCCGAGAAGGGAAUUCAGCAACCCGAAGAAGGGAUCCAGCACCCUCGGACGUACCGACAAGCUCCUCAGAUCCCUCAACAGGCUACGUAUCGACAAGAGGGAUACUAAGGGUAUAAGAAUCGCUAAGAACGCGCCCAAAGGUACGGAUAUCACCAAGCUAGAGCCCCGGCUAGUGAUCCAAAUGGCUUUAGCGAUCCUGACGAUGACCGACGAGAAGGAAACGAGAGAGAUUAGCAAGGAGAUCGAGGCUACGGAUACGGAGGGGGACCCCGGAUUCGGAAAUGAGCUUCUUAAGGACCUUAGAAGAGGACGGACCACCGGCAACUAUAUCGGUAACCCUUUACCGAUCAGACCAUUAGCCAGGCACAACACGCCUGCGUACGGCACUCCAAGCGCCCUUGACGAUAAUGAUAACGAUUUCCUUGAGCUAAAAGCAACUGACCUUUACCUAAGAGCAAAAGAGUUGGCCUUUCGGUACGGCCUGAUAUCCGACGACUAUUUAGCAGCGUUCUUAAUUAUGCUUACGGGAAAGGCUAUAACCUUUUAUUACAAUCAUGUGAUAAAGGCCAGGCUUUCGACGUUUAAAGCAAACGCUAUUGCUGUGAAGGACCACUUCGAGACUGACCACCGGCGGAAAGAGAAUCCAAGGACCUCGCUUAGCGAGUGCUUUGAGAAGCUCGCUAAAGAGCUCAAGGGCAUUCAAGGCUCUUUACGACCAGGUUUAAGGGACGAUCGAAGUCUUGCUGACAAGCUGUAUUCAGCUUGUAAAAACGUGCCAAAGACUACGAUUGCACGAAUGAACCUUGCGUUUACCUUUACCGCCGCAAUUGCCGACAUCCGCCGAGCAAUUGCAUUUGCAACUAAGUUCUUUCGACCCGCCAAGGCUAGAGCUUACGCGAGCUCUAGCGAGCCACACGACCACACCUGCUCUUAG